Molecule: messenger RNA, 1162 nt
Organism: Panonychus citri (citrus red mite)
Lineage: Eukaryota; Metazoa; Arthropoda; Arachnida; Trombidiformes; Tetranychidae
Exons: 1
Coding region: 175-942 (255 amino acids)
Source: RefSeq, a predicted model, not a curated record
UUAUUCAAUUAGUUGAUCUUUAUCAUUGAAGUUUAUCUUGUCUUGAUUGUAUCUUGUUACCUGGUUGAUAAAGAGAGAGUGAGAAAAUUUAAUUGUUAUCAAAGUUUCCAAUCUUAAAGCUGCUUAAUUGUUGUUACCUUUGUUAUCUAUAUUUAUACUCAAGAAAUUAAAACAAUGCGUGUUUAUCUGAUAACUUUGGGUGUUAUUUUGUGUGCCGUUUACGCUCACUCAGAGUCACGACAAUAUUAUCCUGGUGUUGGAUACAUAAAUACUGGAAAUCGAGGUGCUGUUCAAACUUCAUCUCGAUUAAGAGCUGCCCCUUUGACCAAUCAACGGAAUGUUAAACGAACUCGAGCUGCUCGAUUAAGAGAUGAAUAUGAACUCAUUGAAAGGGAAGAAUUGUCACCAAGUCGUCGACGAUACCGUCCAAAUACUCGUAAUACUAAUAGACGAUCAUCUGCUCGACGUCCAUCAACAGGUCGUCGAUAUCGAUUAGCCAGAAAUGAGGCCGCGACCAUUGCUCCAUCUCCAGCCUCAGAACCGAUCGCUUCACCUUCGGUUGCGAUUCCACCUCAACCCAGUUCAUCUUCAUCUUCGUCAUCAUCGUCUUCACCCUCUCUUGAUUCAUCGCCUGUUCGAGCUUUCGGUGGAAUCUUUCCCAAUUUCCAAGGAGGAAAUGGCGGUAGUGUCACCGGUGGUGGAUACGCUCAAACCAAUGGUCCUGGCGCCGCUUUUGCCGCUGGAUUUGCCCAAUCAAGUGGAUCCAAUUCAUUUGCCGGAGGCUUUGGUGCUGUCAUUCAACAUCCUCGUUUCCCCAAAUUUGGUCCCAAUGGAAACGGUAAACCAGUAACAACCAAUCGAGAUAUUGAUUCAGACAAUUCAAGUAAAGAUGAUGAUUCAGGUUUCGAAGAUGCAAUUAACUCAGAAGAUGCUGAUAGGUAAAAAUGUUAAUCUCUUUAUUGUUAAUCCCUCAUGAAUCAAUGGAAAACUUUUAAUUGUUUGUUUUGUUUUGUUUUUCGAUUCACUUUUAUUCAUUUUUUGCUCUUUUUUUCCAUUGAACUAACAAUUGUUCCGUUUUUGACUAACUCAUUCACAAUUAAAUCUAAAUCAAUGUAACCAACUUGUUGAUCAACAAUCAAUAAAUUCUUUUUCGAAAAAACAA